Molecule: messenger RNA, 1272 nt
Organism: Moneuplotes crassus
Lineage: Eukaryota; Ciliophora; Spirotrichea; Euplotida; Euplotidae
Source: the annotation of a GenBank genome assembly
GCUGUAUUUCUGCAAAUACCGGGAAGAAAGCAAAAAAAACGAUGCUUAAUAGGUGGGCUUCCUUUAAGAGUCAGGAGGAUGCGGUCAGUUAUAUAGUAUCGGCGUAUAAAUAAGUCCUUGCUGUUGUUGAUGCUGUAUGAGUGUGAUGACCAUCAGGCGGUGAGUGUUCAGUUUAGAGAGAAUACGCCACAGAGGAAGAGGCUGAAUAGGGUUUAUAUGGCUCAAGCUAAAAGAAAAUAUCCGAACUCUAAAAGACCGAUGCUGCGAUUCCGAGACGAAUGGAAUGGCACUAUAACAAAAACUAUAUUUUCAUUCUUCACUUUCUCUGAACUCACCCAUCUCAGCGGUGUCUGAAGGAUGUUCUUCGAGAUCACUGGGAGCAAAUCAAUUCUAUCAAUGCAUAGUAAUGGGCAGAGGGCAUUUGAGGCAUCAAUAGACCAUGUCCUUCCUGAUGUAACUAACGAUGACAUCUGUCAGCAAUCCGGCCAACAAGGUUCUCGUGUAAUACAUGACAUUACACUGAACUCAGAUGCGAAUGAUUACUUCCCUCAUUUGUAUAUUACGAGAGAUAAGAAUAAUUCUAAGACUAAGAGUUUCUCUCAAAGAAGGCUGAAGUUUAACUCUGUUAGCCCGGUCAGUCAGAAUUCCUCUAAUCAAGAUCCAGAGUACGAUAUUAUUAAAGAUGAUGUCGGCUACAUUAAAUUGGUCGGCAAGAUGUUUUAUGGGUCUAAUAGAAGCAACAGUUCAAAUAAUUUAGGCAGUUCCAAGAAGAGAAAUCAAUCUGAUAUCAACUCCUCACAAGCUUUUGGCAGUAUGAGAGAAGGCACUCUUUCAUGCAGGGCUCCACAAUUCUUAGCAGCUCCGAGUCAAGCGAAAUUACAGUUGGCAAAUACUCUUACUGAGGGCUUUUGGAAGGAACAAAAUUUUAUAUUUUCACCCAGUAACGGAAGUAAUAUGGGUCAUCGCAGUGUAAAAUCAAAUGGGAAGUUGCAUCAAAAAGUAGCUGUUGUACGAGCCAAAAACUUGCCUAUUCAGAAGAUGAAUACACUGAAAGUUACGAAACCUAAAGGAAAAUCUAAAAUCAAACCUUCAUGUGAUACGCCGAACUUUAGGAGUUCUAAAAAUCCAAGCAAGAGUUUGUUCCAUUUGAAGCCUCCUGGUGGACUUAAUAGCCCUAGUAGAUUCCGUGAGGAGAGGGAUGAAAUCUUUGAUGCUGUGAUAGGAGACAACAUGAUUAAUGACAUAAAUUAUCUCAGCGAAGACAGCUAUUAA